Messenger RNA from Heterobasidion irregulare TC 32-1, 246 nucleotides. RefSeq lists its product as uncharacterized. The transcript is spliced from 2 exons. Lineage: Eukaryota; Fungi; Basidiomycota; Agaricomycetes; Russulales; Bondarzewiaceae. The coding region runs from base 16 to 246 and encodes 76 amino acids. The record is from RefSeq and is a predicted model, not a curated record.
CAUACGGGCACGGAGAUGGAUGACAUCAGUAGGGCGUCUGUUGAACGACAGAGUCGUAUAGUUACUUGGUGCAUCUUUCGCACACAGAUUUUAGCAGAGACUCCGUUCCGUACAAAAUGUGACCGUAGUCCUCGUGCCGGCCCGGGAGUGGCCCGGGGUGCUUACUGCUCUUUGUCAUACAUGACUUUCUCGAUAACGCCAGCCAGUUCAAGCGUUCACAGCGCUCGCCGCUCACUGCUUAGCUAA